Molecule: messenger RNA, 1198 nt
Organism: Vanrija pseudolonga
Lineage: Eukaryota; Fungi; Basidiomycota; Tremellomycetes; Trichosporonales; Trichosporonaceae
Exons: 3
Coding region: 1-1179 (392 amino acids)
Source: RefSeq, a predicted model, not a curated record
AUGGCACCCAGCGACAAGGUUGACAAGCUGCCGCCGCUCACGCCGGGCGGGCUCAUCGGCGCGCUGGCGCUCUUCGCGGCCCUGUUCGCCGUGUCCUUUUUGUUCGUCAUGCCGUUUGCCGGCGCGCUCGUGCGCCUGCGCGCAAACUACAACCCCAAGGCCGUGGGCUUUGCCGACGGCGACGGCGAAGAGCGAUAUAUCGGCCCAAGGAUCAACGGCCUGCUCAGCUGCAUGAAGCGCACGAUCACCAUCGAGGGAUGGUACGGGCUGUACAAGGGCUGGGUCGCGGUCACCCUCGGCGGCUUGAUCACCAUCUUCGUCACGGCCGUCUUCAUCGGCGGCACCCUCCUGACGCAGAUGUCCAAGGUCACGCCGGGCACCAAGGUGCCGCCGCCACCUUCGGUCGCGGGCAUGAUCGUCACGAGCAUCCUCUACAUCCCCAUCAUGGUGGCCGUCGCCGUGCCGUGCAAGAUUAUCGAGGUGCGCGCCAUCACGACGCCGUACCGCCUCCCAUGGAGCAUCAAGGGCUCGCUCAACAUCCUCCUGUCGGACAGGGAGCGCGCGAACCCGACAGCGCUGUACCGCACCCCCGGGCUUGUCGUCGUCGUGCUCCUCCGCUCGCUCGUCUUCGCCCUCCUGCAGCACGGGCUCAAGAACCUCCUCGGGCUCGGGCACCACAUGCGCAAGGUCGCACCCAAGGGGGACAGCGUUGUCGAGCGGGCCGUCGCCGCGCUGGCAGACAACGCCGACAAGCAGCCGGCCGGCGCGCCGACGUGGCGCUGGGCCGUCUUCUUCACGAUCUGCCUCCUCUCCGCCGCGUGGGAGACGCCGCUGCUCGUCAUCAUGGCCAAGCUGUGCGUCCAGCCCAACCUCGGCCGCAAGGACCCGCUGGGCGCGCACGCGCCCGUGCCCACCAACGACGAGGAGGAGCUCGACCAGCUCGAGCGCGAGAUCAACGGCCACGAAGAGGUCGACGACGCGCUCCGCCGCGAGACCGAGCUCGAGAGCCUGCGCCUCGCUGGUGGCAACGAGGACGACGUGAUCACCCUCCGGCCGGCCACAGCAGAGCCCUACGCUGGCUUCAUGGACGCGCUCCGCAAGAUCCAGGAGGAGGAGGGCACGCCCGCCCUCUACCGCGGCUGGUACUUUACAAGUAUUGGCGCGUGUAUGGGCAUGUGAGCGGAGCCGGUGAUGCAUC